CGUCUGAGUGUUAUUUAUACUCUGUGAGAGCAAAAACCGCCAGAAGCAUCUCUUGCCUGCAGACACUGACAGGAACUGAACUUCGGUUGAUGGCACACCACAGUUCACCUACUGAGGUUGAAGUAGCAUGUUUCUACACUGCAGAGCGUGAAGGAGGACAGUAUCAGUCUGUGCACAGUAACACAUCCUCCAUCAGAAUACAGAAAAUGGAGUCCACUACGACCCAGAUGACGCCAACUUCAAUGACGACCACAGGUCUGGCUGCCAGUGUGUCAGCUGACCCUGUUGGUUCACUUUCUACUUCUGUAACAUCAGUGAAACCAGCCACAGAAACAGUGUCUAAAGUGACUACUGAAGCUACUACAGACACUUUGACUUCGACUUUGCUUCCUGUGACACAAACGAACUCCUCUCCAGAAACUGUUUCUAAAGUGACUAAAACAGCUAAUACAGACACUUUGACUUCGAUUAUGCUUCCUGUGACACAAACGAACUCAUCUCCAGAACUGCAGAAGUGGAUGUUCAUAGCUUUGCCUGGUUUUGGUGUGACUGUGGGAAUCAUCGUACUGGGAGUGACAGUAGUCUGUUACAAAACAAGAAGUGAAAAAAAAUUUCGCAAGAGAUCACAAGUCAACAUGUCUGACGACUUUAUGAGCAUGACUAAUAUUGACUGUGGAGAACAGUUACCUGCAGGUACUGAAGCUUACAGCAUGAUCAACUUUGUCCCUGCUGCUGAACGACGUACUGAGCUACCGACAAGACAAGCUUCUCGAAAUGAGAACUCUGAUGUAUACCACGUGUACGCCACCAUCCCCGACGAUCCACCUGCAACGACCCUGAUGAACACGACUUACAGCACAAUCCAGGCCCAUUGAGACACAAAAGUCGAUCGACCUUAACAACUAUCACAAGCUUAAACCAUAAGGCUGAAACUGUUUUAUUAAAACAUAAAGUAUUUAGUGAGAAUAUCACCUGGAUGAUAUUUCUAUCUCAACGUGACAAUGAAACGCUGAUGUGAAAAUACCUGCAAGUUGUUUAGUUCCAAUGAAAUAUGAUUCAUUUUAAUUCAAUUUUAUUUUUAUAGCGCAUAU
Molecule: messenger RNA, 1091 nt
Organism: Stegastes partitus (bicolor damselfish)
Lineage: Eukaryota; Metazoa; Chordata; Actinopteri; Pomacentridae
Product: integumentary mucin C.1-like
Exons: 12
Coding region: 90-875 (261 amino acids)
Source: RefSeq, a predicted model, not a curated record